Pantherophis guttatus is the source of this 6915-nucleotide messenger RNA. It is a transcript of the gene TRIM66, whose product is annotated as tripartite motif containing 66. Lineage: Eukaryota; Metazoa; Chordata; Lepidosauria; Squamata; Colubridae. Gene Ontology annotation, molecular function: zinc ion binding; protein binding. Gene Ontology annotation, cellular component: chromatin. The record is from RefSeq and is a predicted model, not a curated record.
UGAUUUGAUCGGAGAAGUCACGUGGGAGAAUACAAAGCAGCUGUUUUGAGGCGAGAGGUUGAGCUCCAACUUCAGCUCCUAUUAAGCUGAAGUUGGUGAUUUGUUAGCGGUUGCUCGUCGUUUAGUUGAAUUUAUAAAUAUACAAUUCUGACUAAACUGCGCAUGGCAGAUUUUUUUUUUUUACGAUGAUUUGUUAUUUGCGAAAUAAAACGAAAAGCUACAAGGAGCAUGUUAAUUCGGUUAACAUGAGCAGGUUUAUAACAAGCUCUGUAUUUUGAAAAUAUAGCAAGGAGGCUUGAGGCUCCUUAACUUUCUUAGCUUUUUUGGUCGUAUUUGCUGCAAAUACUGUCGUAGCUGUUCAUCUAGGAAACUACUGAAACGUGUUUGUUCAGGAUUUUAAUAUUCUGUUGCUGUGAAUUUGCAAAGAAUGUUACCAUUGAUUCAAAAAACAACUGUAUAACAGCAUUACACAGAAGUCUGCAUGUGGCUUGCUGAGAUUUUUUUUUUUUAGUAAUGGUUACUAAUGGGAUUAUUGAUGCAUCAAAAAAUUGACCCCCAGAUAAUUGGAAUCGGAACCAAUCAGAAUAAAUUCCAGUACUUCAGAUGUGGAUAUGAAUAGUAAACUUGAAAUGAGUUUUUUUCUAGAAAAAGGGGUGGUUUUUUUGCUUAGCCUUAAAUAUGCUUGAUUCUGCAUCUGUUCAAUGAAAAUUAUACAAUAUGCAUUAAAUAUUAAACCAAAGGCAAGCAUCCAUCCUUAAUUAUUUUACAGUUUAUGAUGAAGAGAAGGUGAUAGUUUUCUUGGAAUUCUGUGGAAUAGUAAUGGAAUUAAUUUUAGGAAGGAAUUCAGUGGCAAGAAGCUCACAAGCGAAAAUGAUUGCAUGGCAACUAACAUUAAAAUAGGUCAAAUAUUAUUUUUCCAUUUGAGAAAGAAUAUUCUGUCAGGAUUUGGUUACAAAGUUUUGCAUGGUUUGCAAAAAGAGCCAAUGAACUGAUCCUGGGAGAAAUGCACUGAUACUUGAGACAACAAUUAGCAAACAGAAACUUAAAUACUUUGGAGAAGUGAUGCAAGUAUAUGAAGAAUUAGCAAAAAACCUACCAUAUAGCAAUGGUAAAUGGAAGAUGGUAAAUGGAGGACAUCAGAAAGAUUAAUCGGAAUGUCUCUGAAAGGGCUCAAAAUUCCUGCCAAGGACAGAUGGAGAGGGAAAGCAUUUAUACAGGCAACAGAAACUGAGCCUGAUGCUAAUAGUGGUACCUUAAGAUGUUCAGUUAUUCUAUUGUACUACUUCUGUAUGAUACCUACACCAUGAUACAAACCUAUAUGUGUCUACUCAGGAAUAAGUCCUAAUAAUACAGUGGUACUUAUGUUCAGCAAACGGGGAAAAUAAUUCAGACGAGGCCUAAAUGUAAGAAAAGAAAAACAAAACCUGCUUAGUGAUCUCUGCACCUAUCCAUGUUGCUUAGUUUUUGAAGCGGGCAUUAACGGAGAGAAAAAGAAAAAGAAAAAGAAAAGAAAAGAUGAGUGAACCUUCAGAUGCUGCACAUGAAGGUCUAACCCUUUUCUCGCAGCACCAAGCCUGAUGCUGAACAGUCAAAGCUGUUUCCAGGGAUUACGCUGUGCAUGCUUGUCUGCUUAGUAACAACCCAUUUCCUCAGUCAAGAGACUCUUAACUGACUGCUUUAGAAAGAGAACAGGUAGCAUCAGUUUUGUACAUAACUUCUAUAUUACUGUACCAAGGAAUGUAGUAUCAUAGAAGAUUUCUUUUAUAGAAAUUGUUGCCACAAAAAAAGCCAGACAUGGCACGGAACUGCUCUGGUUGUAAAGAAAAGAGACCUGCACACAGUUUGUGUACUAACUGCAACAAGUGGCUUUGUAGCUUAUGUACAGAAGAACACAGCCAUAGCAAAGAAGCUGGAGGAGAACAUUUUUUGCCAGUCUCCUUGAAAGGAUGUUCAGGAGUUGAAGGGGAAGCCAAUGAAUGUCCCUUGUUUUGUCCAAUUCACAGCCAAGAGAGGCUUAAGCUGUUUUGUGAGACUUGUGACGUCCUUACCUGUCGCUGCUGCCUCCUGACGGAGCACAAGGAUCACAGAUUCAGGCAUCUUCAAGAAGCAUUGCAAAAUCAGAGGGUUAUCCUGGAAAACAUAACCUGCAAAGUAGAAGAGAAAAAAAAUGUAAUGCAAGUCUCAGCUAAACAUAUUGAAGACAGAUUGUUUGAAGCAAAACACUUGCAACGGAAAAUAGAAAAUCAGAUCAAAAUGGCCAAAAUGGUCCUAAUCAGUGAAAUAAAUAAGCGGACAAAUGUUCUCCUUGAACAGUUGGAGCGGAUCACCAGUGAAAGGAAGCAAAAAAUGGAACAACAGCUUCAGGGAAUCAUGAUGUUAAAUAGGCAGUUUGAACACGUGCAAAACUUUCUUAGCUGGGCAGUAUGCAGUAAAAGCACCGUUCCAUUCCUCUUCAGUAAAGAACUGAUUGUUUUUCAGAUUCAGCGUUUGCUAGAAACCAACUGUAAUGCAGAUGUGGGUUGUCCUUGGAAGAUCAGAUUCACAUGGGACCCGUCUUUCUGGACUAAACAACUAUCCAAUUUAGGCCACUUGUCAAUGGAAGGGGGGCCAAGCCACCAUUCAGAUGUACCAACCUAUGCAAGUAUACAAGGAAUGCAGCCAUCUCUGUAUCACCAUCAUGGCCAUCAUUCUCCAGUGCCACAACAUGACCCACUCAAUAACCAGCCCCACCAAUUUCAGCCUCCUGUCCAUUGCCUGGCACCCAUGUGCUGUGCCCAUUGCCUUAAUAUCCCACAUAUGAACAAAGGGCAGCUUUCUCAUCAAACUGUGAGCCAUCCUCAGCCUUUCCGCCAGCCUUCUGAAAUGCAGCAACACCACCCACAACAUUUCCCUGUGCAGUACAGCUUGCAGCAACAUGAGAGGGAGCAGAGGUGUGCCCCGCGAGUGCUGAAAAGCAUGCAGCCAUGUGCUGAGCAGAAAUCUCAUCAAGAGCCUGAUAGCCUAACUACCAGGUUGAGCAAGAACUCCCAAGAGCAGCCAAUGCACCACGCCCUUCCACCUAUUUAUCCCCUUUCGUCACAGGAUGGCCACCAAAGCAAAGGUAGUCACUCCCAGCAAAUCCCUGCACAGUCUUCUCUUCACAGUCCAACAGUGCAGGUUCAAGUCAGUCCCCUCCAGAAGCUAAAGCUGAAUAAUUUGCAGCAACAGCAGCCACCGCCACAACCACAGCCACCGCCACCACAACAGGAACAUCCAUUGCCACCCCCACCACCACUCUCACCUCAACAGUCGCCUGCCGCAGGCCCAAAUGAGAAGUCUCACGAACAAGUGAUACAACAGAGCUUGGACAUCAUGCACCACCAGUUUGAACUGGAGGAAAUGAAGAAAGAUUUGGAGCUUCUCCUUCAGGCUCAGCAACCAAGCCUGCAGCUCAAUCAGGCCAAGCAGCCUCAGCAUGUUCAGCAAACCAUUGUUGGCCAAAUAAACUACAUUGUCAGGCAGCCAAGCACAGUUCAGCAGCAAAACCAAGAAGAAGUGCAGCAAAUUGGUGAAGAUUCUGCUGAAUCAGAAGGUCAAAAACCAGCACUUCCUCUUGACAGAAAUGUGAUUCCAUCUAUGUCUCAGCCAGGAGAUGAAGCCACUGUCAACAUGCAAUCUCCAGAGAGUAUAUUGAGUCCAGUCAGAAAGCGGUCAGCUUCAAUGAACAUAGUGGGUUUUCCAAACAUUUUAGAAGUUGAUCUAUCUUCAUCAAGGGCAUCCAGACAAGCUGAUUCACAGGCAAAAGAAAUCUGCAGUGCAACAUCUAGCCUGUCCCAGAAUGUACCUCAUGUCUCUGAAGUGCUUCCUGAAUCUGUAUCUACUUAUAAUCUGUCCUUGGAUAGAACGAGGACCCUGAGUUCUGAAAAUAUCGAACACUUAGCAAUUGGUGGCAUGCCUUUGGUAAACCCAGUUUGCAAGCUGGAAAAUGAAGAGUUUAGCCAUGUGAGUUAUCCUCUUGGGAGCAAUAUUGUCACAGCGCAAUCAAAAGACAUAAAUGAAAUGGCUCUUCCUUUACAAAAUAUUCUGGAAGAGCCUAUUAAUCUCUCAGUGAAGAAAACUCAGCCAUGUACCUCCCCUCCCUUACUUAUCAGCAACACAACCUUCAUGCAAUCUGUUCAUCCCAAACCAGGACACACUGAAGAUUGUCCUAACUGUGAAGAAGAACAUUUUGAAAAGGAAAUUAAAAGUAGUCAGAACAACAGAAUUUGUGCCAAAGAAGUAAAAAUUCCUUAUGUGCGAUUGGAACGAUUGAAGAUAUGCACAUCAGAAUCUGGAGAGCUUCCAAUUUUUAAAUUGCAGCCACAGAAAAGUACACAUGAUGGGACAUUUCUGUUGAUUAUUGAAUGUGGUGCUCAGUCUUCAAGCAUGGCUAUUAAGGUCAAUCAAGGACAUUCAUCUGAAAGUCUAAAUUCUAAACUUGGAGAAAACCUGGAGAAAAGCAGGAUCCUCACAAGCCAGUUGACUGAACAGGUGUUACUUCCUUCAGGAGAUCACAGGCUUAGUAAUAAUUUGAAGAAAUCUGGGCUUCCUCAGGAAGAUCACACUAUUGAGAAUGAAGACUUUUGUGCUGUUUGCCUGAAUGGAGGAGAACUUUUGUGUUGUGAUUACUGCCCAAAGGUGUUUCAUCUCUCAUGCCAUGUUCCUGCAUUACUCAGUUUUCCUGUAGGUGAAUGGGUGUGCACACUUUGUCGCAAUGUGGAAACACCAGAGGUAGUCUAUGAUUGUGAAAACACACGAUUUGACUACAAUACACUCAUGCAAGCAAGACCACUUUAUAGCCUUGGUGAAUAUGACCAAAAGAAGUGUGAAAAAUUGGUGCUUUCACUGUUCUGCAAUAGCUUGAGUCUUCCAUUCCAUGAACCGGUCAGUCCCCUGGCUCGCCAUUAUUAUCAGAUUAUCAAGAAGCCCAUGGACUUGUCCACCAUUCGGAAAAAACUUCAGAAAGAAGACCAACUGCAUUAUACCACUUCAGAAGAGCUGGUAGCUGAUGUGCGCCUUAUGUUUUGGAACUGUGCAACGUUCAACUAUCCUGAUUCGGAGGUUGCUGAGGCUGGAAGGUGCCUGGAAAUAUUCUUUGAAAGCAAGCUCAAGGAAAUUUAUCCAGAGAGACGGUUCCCCUUGGUACAACAAGAUGAUUCUGAUUUAGAAGAUGUGGAACAUGAGAAUAGUCAAGCAACCCCGGAAGGAUUGCAGUGGCCUUCAUAUAGGCAAGAGUGUAUCCAGCCUAAAAGAAGACGAAGACAUGCUGAAAAUGAAAAACCUAAAAGACCCAUGUUUUGGCCUGCGAAAGGUUUCUCUCAAGUAUGACUUCUGUAACGUUGCUUGGUAUACUAUGAACAACAGCAACAACAAAGGAACUGACUUUGUAAGAGGAGGUGGAAAAUGUGUAUUUAAAGGCUUAACAUGAAUUUCAGAGUGAUUGAUUGAUUUUAUUUCUGUGAAGGGAGGAUACAUUCUAAACAUAAUAUAUUUUAAAGGGCAGUCACCAAGUUAUCUGUUAUGUUUCAUUAUUUAUAUUUAGACAGACGUUUAAUCAUGAAAUAAUAAUUAGUAAUGGUAUGCUAUUUUUAAAAUGAUUUUAUAAAUUCCUUUGAUUUAUAAUUUUAGGUAAUAUAGCUAGCUACCUGGCUGUUUUCUGUAGGCAGGACAUAUUUCCUACUUGGUUUUCUUGAAAUAAAGUUAUUAACUGUUAUAGGCAUCACUGACUAAGUCUAUCUUCUCCUACACUGAAGAAACUGAAUUCCACCUUGCAGUGCCAUUCUAGGCAUGUGAUGUUGGCUAAGCAGUGGGUGGUUGACUAUAUCCUAAGAGGCUAAAUGAAACAGGAGAUCUUGGUUUUUUUACUUAACAGAAUUCUAGAAUGUGACUCUACAAGAAAUAAAAUGGAAAGCACAUCAUGAAAGAAUGUUACUCCUGGAGAAAUUGGGAGGUUUGAAUAUCCUUUUUUUUGGUCUGAUUUCACUACUGUUUCCCCCCGAAAAUAAGACCCUAUCUUAUAUUUUUUUGAACCCCGAAAUAAGCACUUGGCCUUAUUUUCGGGGAGGUCUUAUUAUCUUGGGCCAUGUGGAACAAGAUGGGGCUCCUCUUGCCGUCAUAUCUGAUUUCCAGCUCUGCGUUUAAAUAUUUUCAGGGAGGGCUUAUUUUCGGGGGGAGGCUUAUUUUAGUGCAUGCACUCAAAAGCCCGAUUGGCCUUAUUAUCAGGGAUGUUUUAUUUUUUGGGAAACGGUAUAAAAUUGAGAGGAUGUUAUUGGAGCCAAUCAACAAGUGCGAGUUUUUGUAACUAUCGGAGUGAUAGAGGAAGAGAAUAUUUUUAUUGCCCUCUUUUGAUCAGUAUGGAAUCUAAUUUGAGAUAUAUUGAGCUCUGAUCAUGCUAUGUUCAUAAAGCCACCCAUGUGCCUCAUUCUCAAACCCAAGUGAAUUAUGUAAUUCAUACAGAGCGAUUGGAGGUAUGGGUGAUGGACAUUUUAUCUUCCCCAGUUCUCCUCUCUUAAAGCAAGGGUGAUUUAAUAGCUUCAAAGGAUAACAAUUUCCCAGAUAUACUAACUAGACGGUACUUUAAAUCAGUGUUUCUCAACCUUGGCAACUUUAAGAUGUGUGGACUUCCACUUCCAGAAUUUCCCAGCCAGCAAGGAAUUUUAAAGUUGCCAAGGUUGAGAAACACUGCUGAACACCAAGAGGGAUUUUCAGCACAACCUUUAUGAAUUCAUUCAAUAUUAUAUCCAUGAAUGUUUCAGUGGAAGGCACUUUAAGUGAGUUUAUAGAGUUAUUAGGAAGUUCAGAAUAUUUUCUCCAUUAUUGAUGUGAAUAAUAUUCAACAUAAACUCUGUAGAAAAUGUCUUUUUUUCAAUUGUAUAAUAAACUAGUCUAUGAAAGAAA